Aspergillus homomorphus CBS 101889 is the source of this 1728-nucleotide messenger RNA. Its product is annotated as methionine--tRNA ligase MSM1. The transcript has 8 exons. Gene Ontology annotation, biological process: methionyl-tRNA aminoacylation. Gene Ontology annotation, molecular function: ATP binding; methionine-tRNA ligase activity. Bases 1 to 1728 code for a protein of 575 amino acids. The record is from RefSeq and is a predicted model, not a curated record. Lineage: Eukaryota; Fungi; Ascomycota; Eurotiomycetes; Eurotiales; Aspergillaceae.
AUGGCGGUGAUGAGGGCUGGUGCUUGUGCUCUGCCGUGGGCGAGCCGGCUUUGGGCUUCCAAUCGAUCCUCCUGGAAACUCGCAUCGUGCAAGAGUGCGCUCACCGCGACGACCAUUCGUCCGCGUCGAUUCGCGACAGCCGCCUCCGAGUCUACUCCGGGGAAGCCAUACUAUGUCACGACCCCGAUUUUCUAUGUCAACGCCGCUCCUCAUGUUGGCCAUUUGUAUACUAUGGUCCUUGCCGACGUCCUGAAAAGAUGGCGCGCAUUGCUCGGCGAAACCGACGCUCAGUUACUGACAGGAACGGACGAGCAUGGCAUGAAGAUCCAGCAAGCCGCUCUAGCCGAGGGAAUGGAGGCGCAAGCUUUAUGCGACCGAAACUACAAGAAGUUUGAGGACCUGGCCAAGGCUGCCAAUCUGGACUACAACUAUUUCAUUCGAACAACAGAGCCAGCGCACAAGGAAGCGGUCCAGUACUUCUGGGAAAUGCUGCAACAUCGGGGGUUCAUCUAUGCCGCGAAGCACGAAGGAUGGUACUCGGUAAGCGAUGAGACUUUUUACACCCGGAAACAGGUGCACAAGUCUCUAGAUCCGGCAACGGGCCUUACGAGAAUGGUUUCGAUGGAGACAGGCAAGGUGGUGGAAUGGUCCUCAGAAACGAACUAUCAUUUCCGCCUGUCGGCCUUCAAGGAACGUCUGCUGGACCUGUACAAAACAGACUUCAUUACGCCGACAAACUACACGACCAAUAUCGUCAAGUCCGUUUCUGAAGGACUUCAGGAUUUGUCGAUUUCCCGACCUGCAGAACGCCUCACGUGGGGAAUUCCAGUGCCUGGCGAUGAUACGCAAACCAUCUAUGUCUGGGUGGAUGCUUUGGUCAACUAUCUCACCAAGGCAGGCUAUCCCUUUGCUCCGGGCCAAGGGGCCCGCCUCGGGUGGCCGGCGGAUGUACAUGUGGUUGGUAAAGAUAUCGUUCGCUUCCACUGCGUGUACUGGCCAGCCCUUCUCAUGGCUCUCGAUCUUCCGCUUCCCCGCAACGUCCUAGUUCAUGGACACUGGACCAUGAACCACGAGAAGAUGUCCAAGUCCACGGGCAACGUGGUCAACCCUUUUUUCGCGAUCGACCGUUUUGAUGUCGACACGAUGCGCUUCUUCCUCGUCCACCAGGGUGAACUGGCGGGGGAUGCCGAUUACGAUAACAAUUACAUCAUCCGCGAUUAUGAGAAGGUGCUGCGGAAGGGUCUGGGCAACCUUGCUACACGGACUAUUGGAUGUGCAAAGGGUGAAUUCCGGACCUUUGUCGUCAAUGGUACACUGGGACAUCUACCCUCGCCGACUUCCGCCGACACAGCCUAUGAAUCGCAAUUGAAGGAGCUACCUACGAAGGUUGCGAACCACAUGAACAGUCUCAAUCCCCGUGCAGCCUUGCAUGAAAUUAGAGCUAUCAUUGAAGCGGGUAACAAAUACCUCCACAAUGCGGCUCCCUGGCAAAACGUGAAUGAAGCUCCACGAUCCAUCUACAAUAUGGCCGAAACCAUCCGAAUGAUUGGCAUCCUGUUGCAACCGGUUAUGCCCACCAAAUCGAAAGAGAUUCUGGAUAUGUUUGAGGUAGAUCCAAAGAGGAGAAGCUUUGCGUCGGCCGAGUAUGGAUCGGACGCGACCUACGGACAGAAACCCAAGAAGGGUCACCUGUUCCCCCCGCUUGUCAACAAGGGCGAAUCCGAGUGA